GCCUCGAACUACGUGUGCAUCGGACAGAUGAAGAAGCUCUCGUGGAUGCGUCCAGCGUUGACACUCGGCCCAGGACCAGCUUCAUCUACCCGAAAUAGGUCUUUCGUCACGCGUUCUGAGAAGGUGAGGGUCUUGAACCCCAUCAGUACACUACUCUGCAGCAUGUACUUCAUGCGUGUGUACUACUCAUGCAAGCUUCACAAGCGGGUCAACCUUAUCGCGCUUGACGAACAGCUCAUCCAGCACAAAAUCACGUUCUGCACCAAGUGCGUUGAGGGAUGCUUUAAAUGGGAUACCCAGAAGCCUGUUCAGAGCCAAGCUGUUGGUUAUGAGGUCUAC
Phytophthora sojae is the source of this 339-nucleotide messenger RNA. RefSeq lists its product as hypothetical. The record is from RefSeq and is a predicted model, not a curated record. The annotation marks the transcript as partial. The transcript is spliced from 2 exons. NCBI's taxonomy places the organism in Eukaryota, Oomycota, Peronosporomycetes, Peronosporales, Peronosporaceae.